AUGGAGUUAUCGACUGAAAACUUAGAUAUUCGAGCUGGUUUAGAAGCAGAUGUCGUGGUUCAUCCCGUGCAGGAUAACCCGAACCAAGAAUUUCACGUAGAAGUGAGUUUGGAACCCGCUGAAAAAGUGCAAAUCGUCGGUAUUUAUAAAGGAGACGACGGCAAUUUUCACGUCAAGUUUAUUCCUGUGGUACCAGGCACCUACGACAUCUUCAUAGAUGGCGAGAAGCUUGUUGACAGUCAUUUUACUGUACAAGCGAAAGAACGACAGAUGGAUGUUAUCAGUAAAUUAGAAUUGAAGGGAGAAAUUCCUAAACAGCCCAUUGGAAUUGCCGUCAACAGCCAGGGACUAAUCGCUGUUGCUGAUAUCCACAAACACUGUAUCUUUAUAUUCGGCGAAAAAGGAGAUUUCCUGAGAACACUCGGCUGCUAUGGAAAGAAACCUGGACAAAUGAGCAGUCCCGUUGGAGUAACGUUCCUGAAUGAUGACGAGAUUCUGGUAGCAGAUGCACUGAAUCACCGCGUUCAACAGUUCAAUGUAAAGAUAGGUAGGUGUAAAGAUUUUGCCCCAAAAUGAAGUGUAGUAAGCUUCGAAUACCAAAUAUGUAUGUUUGCUACAUCUGCAUUCUAUGUAAGACCGAGGUCGCACCGGAGACAAAUAUUUGGAAUUUCCUGUAUUACUGAUGUAUGUCCAAAAACAUGUCUAAGACAAUUGGAACGAUGCAUUUUUAGGUUUGCGCUUGACGAAUAAAAUCAGCUUAAAGUAAACAUUUCAAUUGCUUUAAAAAAGGCAUAAUUGAAGAGAAAGUAGAUUCUGAAAUAGGAAGUCGGCUUAAUCCGUAAAAUUUCCAUUCUGUCAACAGGUACCUUUGUACGAAGCUUUGGAGGAGAAGGAACAGGAGAAGGAGAGUUUAAAAACCCAGCAAGUGUUUGUAUGGAUGACGAAGGACAUGUUAUUGUGGCCGACUGCUUCAACAACAGAAUCCAGGUCUUGACACAAGAUGGUGAGCCAGUGCUUAAAUUUGGAGACUACGGCUUAGGAAAGCUUGAUCAUCCCUUUGGGUGUGUCUUUCACAGAGGCAGAUUCAUUGUCUCUGAUGCCUGGAACAACUGUUUGAAAGUGUUUGACAGUUCAGGGACGUUUCUAAAAAGGAUUGGAGAGAAAGGGGAGGCUGAUGGGCAGAUGUGCUCUCCAUGGGGUUUGUGUAUUGAGAAAUAUAGCGAUCAUCAGAAUCUUCUUGUCUGUGACGGAAAUAAUGGUCGUAUUCAACAGUUCACAAUGGAAGGUGAGUUCACUGGCAAAACUGUGUGUAAGCUGCAAUAUCCCACGGCUUUAACCACAGCGCCUGAUGGACGCAUUUUGUGCUGCGAUUUACAGAUGGGUGAAGUGUUCAUUCUAAAAUGAUUGGUCUGCCAUAAACUAUUGUGAUUAGACUAGGAAAUUCGUAUUUUCACUGGAAUCAAUCGGAAGCAAAGCUAAAGAAACGUGACUCGGACACACGCUUCUUCAAGCAAUUCGAGUAUUUAUUUUGUCUUUACUUUAUCUCGACCAGCUCUUGCGAAACUUUGGCCUUCUGCGCAGACGUCAUGAGGCUCGCAUGUCACGCAAUCAUUCCCUAGCCCCCUCACAAAAACAUUGUUGGGGUGGAACGAUUACGUGACGUGACGAGCUUAACAACAUUUGCGAAGGAGGAAAGAGGAACUUUGAAUUUUAGUUUUUUAACACUCAACUGAGAAACCUAGCUAGAGAUUAAAAUUUGCAAGUUAUCGAAGAAAACCACCUUUAAAAACAGGAAUCGUACUCAGUUUAGGUAAUCCUGUUGGUAGACUUAGCACCCAUAUCUAGAGGCCGGACUUAUGCUUUUUUAUGGAACCGAGUUGAGAGUGUUUUAAUUCGUGUGCUUUAUGAGGUAGCCACAUGAAUUCACACUCACAAGACAAACACGGACUGGAAAGGGAUUGAUUUUAUACUUCAAAGAGCGACAAGUUGGAAUAUAGCAAACUGGGUAUCUGUUUUUUAGUUAUAUCGACAUUAUUCACCUUACACUUUGCUUUAUAGAAAGGAUAAUAUUGAGUGAUAUAAAAACAAAAAAAUUUGCACACUAUAGUCCGAUUUUAAAAACUGACGUCAGAGUUUAGUCACCAGUGUCCGAAUUCAAACACAGGUGUCCAAAAUUGGAGACUAGUUCCUAAAAUCGGACUUUAGUGUCCAAAAUCGGACUCUACUGUCCAAAAUCGAGAAGUUGUGCCUAAAAUUAGACACUAGUGACUAAAAUCAAACACUAGUGUCGAAAAUCGGACGCUACUGUCCAAAAUCGGCCCUAAAUCAGCCCAAGAAACUCGCUCGAUGCAAAGGAACAAUCUCUUUAGCAAGGCAAGUUUGGUUUUAUUUAAAACUAGUUCAGAUUUUCUAGAUUGAGAAAGGAACCGUUUCUUCUCAUACAGGUCCUUUCAUUUCGGCCAUUGAGCAAGCAAAACAUAUUUGCAUGUUAUACGGAGGUUCAUUUUGUAAGCUUGGGCUACCAGUGGUGAAAGCGUACAUCUUGGGUUGAUUUCCAAAGCACAAAGAACACUGUUAUGGUCGCAAUAAAAAAAUUACGAGGGAGCAUUUAUCUGAAAAAAAUAUUAUCCUAGAGCUAGGCACAUCUUUUUACAUAUUAUUUCAACUGAUUCCUUUCUGUUCAAUUUGUUGCAUGCAACCUUAUUUAAUUCCGUCCACUGAUUCCUGGAAAUUCCUUGGCACGAUGUUACGAAUUUAGAUAUUAUUUUUUUAUCAUGAUGGUUACCAAUGGUAGCUCGUCUAAGUAUGAAACUCAGCGGAGAUGUAAAUUCGAAUUCAAGCUUUAGCCGUUUUCCGUCAAAACUGGAGAAAAUAUGUUUGUUUUUGUACGAG
Pocillopora meandrina is the source of this 2892-nucleotide messenger RNA. Lineage: Eukaryota; Metazoa; Cnidaria; Anthozoa; Scleractinia; Pocilloporidae. The record is from the annotation of a GenBank genome assembly.